AUGUCGAGCUUCGAUCCGACCACAGAUGAGGCGCUGGUCUACGGCCUGCCCCUCAAGGCGCGGUGUCUCGUGGCCCAGGCGGGCGAGACGGAGAAGAACUGCUUCCUCGUAGGCUCGCUCAGCCUCCGCGAGGAGAACGAGUUGCACCUGAUCGAAGUGAAGGAAGACACGGGCCGUGACCAUCUCGACGUGGCCUGCACCGGCCACUUCAGCCACCCCAAGGUGGAGAUAUGGCACAUCGCGCCGUCGCCCUCGGACCCGCUGCUCCUCUACACCUGCUACAACACCGGCCAGAACGAGUUCCGUGCGUCGCUGUGGCGGAUCGACGACCAGACCCUGGUCGAGACCUCCCAGCUCGCCCACAGCGAAACCAUCAAAUGUGUCCUGUGGCACCCGGUGGAGGACGAGGAGGAGAGCCGGAUGGUCCUGUCGCUCGACGACAACACCAUCAAGCUGUGGGACAUCGAAGCCGGCGGGUCGUCGGCCAAGGAGACCGGCACCAUCACCCUCGGUGAGCUGCAGAGACUGACCACGGGCUGCUGGAAUCCGAACAAUACCAAUGAAGUCGUGGCCGCCAAUGACACCCGUGUCCAGGGCUGGGACCUCCGCUCCCUCAAGGAGACGUUUUCGAUACCGAAGGCGCACUCGCACUUUGUGCGGGACCUGGACUACAACCCCAACAAGCUCUACCUCAUCGCCACCGGCGGCGACGACUGCUACGUCAAGUUUUGGGACACACGGAAGAGUCAGGAACCGUUGAAGGUGGUGAAGGGCCACUCGCACUGGGUGUGGAACGUGGAGUACAACAAGUUCCGGGACCAGCUCGUGCUGUCGUCCUCCACCGACAGCUCCGUCAACCUCUGGAAGAUCGCCACCCUCUCCUCCUCGUCGGAGCCUCUCGGCAUCGACGACUACCGAGACCCGGCCGACACCGCAGGGAGGGAGGACUACCUGAUCAAGAGUUACGAUGUGCACGAGGAGAGCGUGUACUCGGUGGCGUGGGGCUGCUACGAGGCCUCGCCCUACGUCUUCGCCUCCCUCUCCUACGACGGCCGCGUCGUCAUCAACCAGGUGCCCGAAGAGGAGAUCGCCCGCAUUCAAGACGAGAUGUAA
Messenger RNA from Acanthamoeba castellanii str. Neff, 1113 nucleotides. Its product is annotated as protein tssc1, putative. Gene Ontology annotation, biological process: protein ubiquitination. Lineage: Eukaryota; Discosea; Longamoebia; Acanthamoebidae. The transcript has 10 exons. The record is from RefSeq and is a predicted model, not a curated record. Gene Ontology annotation, molecular function: protein binding. Bases 1 to 1113 code for a protein of 370 amino acids.